Messenger RNA from Rhea pennata, 3623 nucleotides. RefSeq names its product calcium/calmodulin dependent protein kinase kinase 1 (gene CAMKK1). Gene Ontology annotation, molecular function: calmodulin binding; calcium/calmodulin-dependent protein kinase activity; ATP binding. The record is from RefSeq and is a predicted model, not a curated record. Gene Ontology annotation, cellular component: cytoplasm. The coding region runs from base 99 to 1709 and encodes 536 amino acids. NCBI's taxonomy places the organism in Eukaryota, Metazoa, Chordata, Aves, Rheiformes, Rheidae. The transcript is spliced from 15 exons. Gene Ontology annotation, biological process: protein phosphorylation; intracellular signal transduction; positive regulation of protein kinase activity.
UUCCAUGGAGAGCUUCCUCCGUGCCACGUGUCGUCUGUGAGCGCUAGUGCCGCGGCUCGCUGCGGUGCCGUCUGAGACCAGGGGAGCCGGCUGCAGCGAUGGGGGACUCUCCCACCAAUGCCGUGGAUGGAGGCACAGACACGUGCAAAGACGCGCAGGCUGACCUGGCAGAGCGGGUGGCAGCCAUAGAAGUGACUGUCAGCCCAGACAGACAUGAUCAAAACGGUGAAGACACCACUGAGGAAAAUGACACAGUUUUUUCUGAUAGCGUGAAAGACAUCCAAAGAAAUGGAGUCAACAGUGACGUGGGAAUGAAUGAAUGCCUACCUUCCCAAGGGCCAGGAGAUGCUCUCUGGAGACAUGUUCCCAAGAGACCGCCCACUAGACCCGUGCUAUCAAGUAGGAAGUUGUCUCUUCAGGAAAGACCAACAGGAAGUUAUUUGGCUUCUAGCAGCACUCCAGGUUAUGGUCCGUAUGCCACAGGACCAUCGCCACGUAUAAUGAGGCGACCAACGAUAGAGUCAAAUCGGGUCUCCAUCUCAGAUGCAGAGGACUGCGUGCAGCUCAACCAGUACAAGCUGCAGAGCGAAAUCGGCAAGGGCUCCUACGGCGUCGUCAAGCUGGCCUACAACGAGAACGACGACAAGUACUACGCUAUGAAAGUCCUCUCCAAAAAGAAGCUCUUGAAGCAGUAUGGAUUUCCACGUCGGCCUCCUCCUAGAGGGUCAAAAGCGGCCUCCGGAGAGCAGCCAAAGCCGAUGGCACCGCUAGACAGAGUCUAUCAGGAAAUAGCCAUCCUAAAGAAGCUGGACCAUAUCAACAUCGUUAAACUGAUAGAGGUCCUUGAUGAUCCUGCAGAAGACAACUUGUACAUGGUGUUUGACCUCCUGAGGAAAGGGCCCGUCAUGGAGGUGCCCUGCGAGCAGCCCUUCGGCGAGGAGCAGGCUCGGCUCUACUUCCGAGACAUCGUCUUGGGCAUCGAGUACUUGCACUACCAGAAGAUCAUUCACCGGGAUAUCAAGCCUUCCAACUUGCUCUUAGGAGACGAUGGGCAUGUCAAAAUAGCUGAUUUUGGAGUCAGUAAUCAGUUUGAAGGGAACGACGCCCAGCUUUCCAGCACGGCGGGGACACCGGCCUUCAUGGCACCAGAGGCCAUUUCAGACACUGGCAAAAGUUUCAGUGGAAAGGCACUUGAUGUAUGGGCCAUGGGGAUUACCCUGUACUGCUUUGUUUACGGGAAGUGCCCUUUUAUAGAUGAAUACAUUCUGGGUCUUCAUAACAGGAUCAAGAACAAGCCCGUCGAGUUCCCAGAAGAACCCCAGAGAAGUGAGGAGCUCAAGGAACUGAUCCUACGCAUGCUUGAUAAAAAUCCGGAAACAAGGAUAACAGUCCCUGAAAUUAAGUUGCAUCCAUGGCUAACCAGAAGAGGUGAGGAGCCCUUGCCACUGGAGGAAGAGCACUGCACUGUGGUAGAGGUGACAGAGGAGGAGGUGAAGAACUCAGUCAAGACUAUCCCAAGUUUGCCAGCUGUGAUCCUAGUGAAGGCCAUGCUGAGAAAACGCUCCUUUGGAAAUCCGUUUGAGGUUCAGACCAGACGGGAGGAGAGGUCCAUGUCUGCUCCGGGAAACUUGCUGAUAAAAGAAGGGAGCAGAGACGGCGCAAAGGACCCGGAGCUGCCGGACGUGUGCGAGGACGAAGCCGCUCCGUGAGGCCGCGGGGCCGUCCCGGCUGCCCGCCACCGCCGCGCGUCUGCCCUCGUCGCCCGGAGCCGGCGGAGCCCGGGCAGAGCGGACGCAGCCGUGGCGGGGGGACCCGGAGGGCAGCAGCGAGAAGGAAAAGCGCCGGCGCCGGGGAAGUGGCCCGCGGUGCCGCUCUCGCCCAGGGGCUUUGCACCUGCCCGCCCAGCCCGGCCCGCAGCAGCGAGUGCACGUCGAAUGCCACCUCCUGCGUCGUUUGCCCCGGAGACUUCCCCCCCCCCCCGGCCUGCUUUUUGCAUUCAAGGCAAAAAAUUACAUCCGAGCCAGCUGCUGUAUCGGCCGGCGGGUGCCGGCUGCGGUUAGUGCCUGGGCAGAGCGCUGCCGGCUGCCAGGACGCGCCGCUGCCCCGUCAGUCGAGGGUGGAUUUUCCAUUGGCAUCAGCUGAGCAAGGGUGAGAUCCCCCAUUCGGACUUAACUUCAUCGCUCUCCGUGCGUUUCCCUCUGCCUUUUAUUUCCCCCCCCCCCCGCCCCUUUCCUUCCCAUCAUCGGUUUUGCUCAGCGUGAGCCUUGCCGGGGCGGUGGCCUUGCCCAGGGCAGUGCCGUGAAACGGGAGAGAGACGGGAUGUUCCCGGCAACGUGCACCGAGCCUUCGGAUGCUGCCGCGGCCGGACUGCUGUGCUGCUGCCCGCGAGGGCUUGGGGCGCGGAGGACGUUGGCUGAUGAAAGGUGGCGUACCCCAAAAAGCCAGGAUCUGACCCCGUCAGCUGGACACGGUCCCGUGCGCGUGGAUGCUUUGUGCUCGGCGCUGAAAAGAAGUGGCCGGCUCGGAGAUUUGUUCCGUUUGGAAAAUGAUUUCCUUUCCCUCACUCGUCUCUUAGCCCCUUGAAAAGGAGGUACCUGAUGCUUUUAAAUUCCGAUUUACUGAUGAAGUGGCUCAAACUGGGAGAGCUCCCUCAUAUGGGGCAAGCUGGUGGAGCGUUUUUAGACUACAAAACUGCAGAACACUAAUGAGGUUGAAUCAAAACUUGAUCUUUUGUUUUUUUAAUACCUUGAAUUUUAAUUUUAUUUUAAGACAUUAAUUUGGUUUUUUUGCACUUGCUGAUGCUGCUAUUGUAUGUGUAGACUGCUUCUAAACUUGGGAUUAGAAGCUUCAUCUCUGCAUCUUGACAUCAGGUGAGAGAUUGCACUCAAAGGGCAAAUACACACGUUGCAGUGACCGAUGGCUCUGUGUGUAAUUGGGAAUUCGACUCUUACGCUUGGUGAAAAUCAGUGAUAUCAGGCAGUCAAAAUACAGGCUGGUAUUCUCCCUUAAGCUUUAUGGGUCCUGAGCAUGUCCCUGAGAAGCCAAAGGGAAUGGGGUCGAACCCGUAUUUCAUAGCACUUAAAUAAAGGACAUGAUUAAACUUGGUUCCUGCAUGACCAUCUUACUGUCAUCUUUGAGGGUAACCUCAGCUUGGCGCUCUCGGCGCCCCCGGGUUUGGUGCCGGGGGCGCGUGUGCAGGAGGAGCGCUGGUGGCAGCGGGUAUCCUCGCUUUCCCGAGUUCCCUGCUGUAGUCUGGUUCGGUCCGCAACGUCUUUGCAGCCGGGCGCUGCUGCCGGUGCCUCCGGCUCUGCUUCCCGCCGCCUCCCUGUCCUUCGGCGGGGCGUCUCGGCAGCGGCACCGGAGGCAGGACAAGGUUGGCAGCCCGCGCUCUGCCCCGCGUCUCGCCCGGGAAGAGGAGCCGAGCGAUGCCGCAGGGCCGGGGCGAGCGCCCAGCAGCUGAGAUUAUGGCUGAACCUGCUCUGAGGACUUUCUGUUUUCAAUAGCGUUUUGGUUCCCUCCUCCCCCUUUUGGGGAGCCUUUGCAAAUCUUGACUUCAAUUAAUGAAACCAAGCAAAUGCUAAUUUGCAAGGGAGAAUUAGCUUUAUGUCGUGUGCUUUUAAUGA